Trypanosoma conorhini is the source of this 1980-nucleotide messenger RNA. RefSeq names its product trans-sialidase. The record is from RefSeq and is a predicted model, not a curated record. Lineage: Eukaryota; Euglenozoa; Kinetoplastea; Trypanosomatida; Trypanosomatidae. Gene Ontology annotation, molecular function: exo-alpha-sialidase activity. The transcript has a single exon. The annotation marks the transcript as partial.
ACCACGCCGGUGUACUCUGCUGCGAGGGAAGGAGGAGGAGAAGGAGAAAAAAAGGGGCGACUGCACUUGUGGCUGACGGACGCGAGGCGGAUCUACGACGUUGGCCCGAUCUCCGCUGAGGCCGAGGACGCCGCCGCCAGCACUCUGCUCUACGCCGCACCGCAGGGCGAGGAAAAGGGAGCGGGCAUGUUGUACGGCUCCUACGAGGUGGCUGCCGCUGCUGAGGGGAAACGCAGCGUCGUUUUUGUGGAGUUGGCGGCAGAGUUGGGGAAAAUAAAGGCGGCGCUGGCCACUUGGGAGGCAGCGGACAAGCGCGUUGCGGAGAGCUACGGCUGCAAGGAGGGAACUUGCCCAGCAACAGUGGAGGACGGUGCUGAUGACAAUGCCCCCGCUACAGGACCGGUUGGGUUUUUGUCCAAGCUGUCGGCUGACGGCAAACAGUGGGAGGACGCGUACGGCUGCGUGGACGCAGCUGUUCACGGGACGGUGGAGACGACUGCCAACGGGCUGAGGUUCAAAGGAGCAGCAGCAGGCGCGGAGUGGCCCGUGGGCGGGCAGGGGCAGAAUCAGCGGUACCACUUUGCAAACACCGCGUUUACGCUUGUGGCGAAGGUGACCAUCCACGCUGAGCCAGCGAAAGGCGGCAGCCCGGCUCCUUUGCUGGGCGCGAAGCUGAAUGACGGGGACAACACUGUGCUCCUGGGUCUGUCGUGCACGAAGGAGAAGAGGUGGGCAGUGAUAUUCAACAACAAGUCCCUGGAGCUGUCGAAGGAUGAAGAGUGGGAGGAGGAGAAAACGUACCGCGUGGCACUGGGGAUGAAUGACGGUGAGGGGUUGGUUGUGUACGUCGGUGGCUCGCGUGUGUACGACAGCGAAGAUGAUGAUGGGGAAGAAAGCGACGUUUCUAAACAGUUGCAGGAGCUGUUGAAGUCGCGCAGCAUCUCGCACUUCUACUUCGGCAGGGGCGCUGCGGGCGGCGUUGAGGUGACGGUGGCCGACGUCCUGCUGUACAGCCGCGCUCUGAGCGAGGCCGAGCUCGCGGCACUGACGACGAACCCCGAUGCCGCCGAUGCCGCCGCUGCCGCCGCUGCUGCUGGGGAGGAGGAGGCCGUUGAAGUGCCGGGCCCGGGAGUUGCGCCACCGGGCACCGAAGUGAAGGUCGCUCCUGCGCCAUCCGCCGGGGACUCCCACCCCAGCCCGUCGGAGGAACAGCACCAGCAAGAGGAAGAAGUACCGAAAGAAGGAGAGGAGAAAGAAGAAGCGGCUACUCAGUUGACGCAAGAAGAAGGCAGAGAAGCAGGCGAGGCGUCAACACCUUCUAACAACACGCACAACUCCGACGCAGAGGAAGCAGAAGAGGCGGAGGAUGAAAAAGAAAAGGAGGAGGAAAAAAAGACAGAAGGCAAUGGCGGCGCAUUGGCGCCCCCACCGUUGGCAGCGCCGGCUGCGGCCGGUGCUCCUCGCACAGGCGCAACUGAGCGGGCUGUCGAUGCGGAAACUUCCGAGCGGCAACGAGGGCCCUCGCCCCCCGCAGACGGUGCAGCCACGGCGGACCCGGUGGGUGACGCGCCUCCGCGGAGUGGGCCCAUGGAUGACGGCCAGGCGCAGCAGGGCACUCCGUCGCACGCGCCAGAGGUCGUUGGCGGCGUGCCGUCUGCUUCCGCCGCGCCCACCGGCGAGACGCCAAACGCUGUCGCGGAAGAAAAUGGCGCCGACCCCCAAACUGCGGCGGGCGCGGACGGCGGCCACGAGGCACCCAGCAACGCCGCCACGGCACCCACGGCUCAGGCGCCUGGGCAGCCAGGCAGCCCGCCAACACGCGACGCUGCACCGCACUUAAGCAACAACUCCGCUGCCUUCAGGAACACCACAGGGCUGUUCCAGCUGAACACAGAGAGCGACGUCGCUGUGCGUGGGUGCGUGUCUUGGCUAACGCUGCUGACUCUUCUGGCGCUUUGUGGCGUCGCGGCAGGCUUCUGA